GGAAGGAAACAUGUUAUUGGUUUGCCCUCUCCGGAGAGAGACUGAUAGGCUGUGUGAUGUGGAAUUAGCUGCCUAUCUCUGUGUGAAGAAACAGAUUAAUUCAGGGAGUUUGGUGUUAGUUAAAGAAUGCCGCUCUGCACCAAGCAGCUGGGACCAAGGUAUUGACAACUGCUCAGCCAAUACUCCACGCGGUGACUGACUUUCCACCUCAAUACGUUCUGCAGCAGAGAAUAGUUGAAAGGGAACUGACUUUCCCAAGUUGCUGUGAUACCAUGGUCACGUUGCAGACUCUCUCCCUGAUCGUUGCCGGUUAUAUCAUGAGCCCCGUGUUAACGUGUCAGUUCCCCACCGACUGGAGACCCCUGAGUGAGGGGUGCAGGGCAGAGCUGGCCGAGAUCAUCGUCUAUGCCAGGGUACUGGCCAUCCACCAGGACAUGUACAGCGUGUUCAACUACCUGCCGUGGCAGUACGAAGCCAGCUUGUUCUACUCGGCCGAGAUCGAGACGGAGUGUGACCAGGCGUGGGGCAGCAUGUUGGAGGUGCCCAGCGGGUCCCGGCUCAACAUCACCGGCCUGGGCUACUUCUCCUGCCAGUCCCACACCGUCAUGGAGAAUAACAGCUACUUCUUCUUUCUCAGGAUGGAUGACAAUUAUAAUAUCCUUCCCCAUGGAGUUAAUUUUCAGGAUGCUAUUUUUCCAGACACCACGGAGAACAGGAGGAUGUUUUCCAGUUUAUUCCAGUUCUCAAACUGCACCAAAGGCCAACACCUCCAGACCUACACAGCCGACUGGCAGCUGCAGGAAGACAACAAGUUGAUGUGCUCUACGGUGCAGAAGGCCCUGUUUGAGGAAGAAGAUCGGGUGAGGAAGCUGGUGAACAGGGUGGCCAUGUUGGAGGGCCGCAACAAGCAGCUGAAGGACAAGGUGAAGCGGGUGAAACGCACCCUGCGGCAGGUGAAGAAGAACUCGCAGCGGGUGGAGCAGCUGAACAAGAAGCUGCUGGAGAAAGCUUCCAGUGGGGGUCAGAAUCCCGUCUACGCCAAGCCGGACUCUAACGUUGCCACGCUCAAAGGCUAACCCUCCACGCGGGUGGGAUCACCGGGCCACAGAUGGCCGGAGGGGAGGGUGGCGAUCCCAAACAUCACCCCUUCCUUCUCUCCAGAGGUGCUGCCGGUCCCGUUGAGUUACGCCAGCGUUUUGUAUCUGUCUACGGCAGCAAUCACUUUGUCCGUCUGCCGAUAUACUCAAGCUAACACUAGAGGUGCAGGCCAUUUCAGUUAGCACGGUCACUCCACACUUGCUAUACAAUAGACAAUAGACAAUAGGUGCAGCAGUAGGCCAUUCGGCCCUUCGAGCCAGCACCACCAAUCAAUGUGAUCAUGGCUGAUCAUCCACAAUCAGUACCACGUUCCUGCCUUCUCCCCAUAUCCCCUGACUUCGCUAUCUUUAAGAGCCCUAUCUAGCUCUCUCUUGAAAGUAUCCAGAGAACCGGCCUCCACCGCCCUCUGAGGCAGAGAAUUCCACAGACUCACAACUCUCUGUGAUAAAAAGUGUUUCCUCGUCUCCAUUCGAAAUGGCUUACCCCUUAUUCUUAAACUGUGUGGCCCCUGGUUCUGGCCUCCCCAACACCGGGAACAUGUUUCCUGCCUCUAGCGUGUCCAAGCCUUUUACAAUCUUAUAUGUUUCAAUGAGAUGCCCUCUCAUCCUUCUAAACUCCAGAGUGUACAAGCCCACAGCCGCUCCAUUCUCUCAGCAUAUGACAGUCCCGCCAUCCCGGGAAUUAGCCUUGUAAACCUACGCUGGGCUCCCUCAAUAGCAAGAAUGUCCUUCCUCAAAUUAGGGGACCAAAACUGCACACAAUACUCCAGGUGUGGUCUCAAUAGGGCUCUGUACAAACUCCCCAAACCACUCCGCAACAGCCUUGUGGCCUCAAUCCUUAUGGCAGAGAGGAAAGGAAAGCUGGAGAAUCUAACUGUUCACUGUGUAAACCAUUAUUUUAAUUAGGCCACUUUGUGUUAACUUUGCUGCAAGGCAGUGUAUCCAUCAUCCAUCUUUUAUUCCUUGUAAUCAAGCAAAUAAACGUCGCAAUUAGUGUUGGUGUGAGCACACUGCAGCCGUCCACACGCUUCUGUGAUAAGUUCAUAAGCGAUAGGAGCAGAAUUGGGCCAUUCGGCCCAUCAAGUCUAAUCCACCAUUCAAUCAUGGCUGAUCUAUCUCUCCCUCUCAACCCCUUCUCCCCAUAAUCCCGACUCCCAUACUAAUCAAGAAUCUAUCUAUCACUGCCUGAAAUAUAUCCACUGACUUGGACUCCACAGCCGUCUGUGGCAAAGAAUUCUACAGAUUCACCACCCUCUGACUAAAGAAAUUCCUCCUCAUCUCCUUCCUAAAAGAAUGUCCUUUAAUUCUGAGGCUGUGCCCGCUAGUCCUAGACUCUCCCCCCUCUCCACAUCCACUCUAUCCAGGCCUUUCACAUGUUUCAAUGAGGUCCCCCCUUAUCUUUCUAAACUCCAGCGAGUACAGGCCCAGUGCCGACAAACGCUCAUCAUAUGUUAACCCACUCGUUCCUGGGAUCAUUCUCUAACUGAGUUCGUUAUUCUGCAGAAAGUGCGCAGUUUGUCUGCUCUCUCCGACAGCUUUCCCUGGACUUAUAUGUCACGUCUACAACAAAUAUAUUGAAGGAAUUAUCUAGCGUUGUAUCACCGCCCCAACGAGUUUGGGAAUCACAAUCUACAUGUUAUUUCCUCAGCCUCAUGCAGAAUGUUGUCUGAUAUAUUUCAAUUAAAAUAUAUACUUUGCUAAUUAUUCUCUGUCUGAUGAUGGGUAGCAAGGUCUUGUUUUCCUGUUUUAAACCAGAAAUGAAUAAAUAAAUUAGAAA
Molecule: messenger RNA, 2874 nt
Organism: Leucoraja erinaceus (little skate)
Lineage: Eukaryota; Metazoa; Chordata; Chondrichthyes; Rajiformes; Rajidae
Gene: ccdc3a
Product: coiled-coil domain containing 3a
Exons: 3
Coding region: 273-1076 (267 amino acids)
Biological process (GO): negative regulation of gene expression
Cellular component (GO): extracellular region
Source: RefSeq, a predicted model, not a curated record